Paralichthys olivaceus (Japanese flounder) is the source of this 7032-nucleotide messenger RNA. The record is from RefSeq and is a predicted model, not a curated record. NCBI's taxonomy places the organism in Eukaryota, Metazoa, Chordata, Actinopteri, Pleuronectiformes, Paralichthyidae.
CGAUUAAACCUCAGGCUGUGGUGAAAACUGAAGAACCGACCAAAGCAGAAAAACCUGCGGUGGUAGAGAAGAGAUCUCCUCCGACAGAUGAAACCAAAGGACCCGUCCAGGCACCAGGAGGAGUACAGAAAGAGGGCCAACCAGCAGAGGAAGCAGGAAGAGGUCGAGGCCGAGGUCUGAAACCCAAGCAGACCCCGUCUCCUGGAGAAGGGCGGGGCCGCGGCCUGAGGCCUGGUGGAAAAGGUCCAUCCCCUCCAGAGGAUCCCUUCGGAGGGUUCAAGCUGAAAGCCGUCCCUCUGAAGUUCAUCAAGAAGCUUCAGGACAUUGUGUUGCAGGAAGCAGAGUCCAUCGGCUCGUCAGCUGUCUUUGAGUGUGAGGUCUCACCUUCCACUGCCAUCACUUCCUGGAUGAAAGACGGCAGCAACCUGCGCGAGAGCCCCAAGCACAAGUUCACCUCUGACGGCAAAGAUCGCAAGUUGAACAUUAUUGAUGUUCAGCUGUCCGACACUGGUGAAUACAGCUGUGUGGCCAAGAACGCCGGCAAAGAAAUAACGUGCACAGCCAAGCUCAUCGUUGAAGAGUUACCUGUGAAAUGGAUCAAGGAGCUGGAGGAGGAGACUUCAGCUCUGAAGGGUCAGCCCAUCUACAUGACCUGCGAGCUGAACAAAGAGAGAGAUGUGGUGUGGAAGAAGAAUAACCAGGUCCUCAAGAAAAAGGACAACAAGAUUCAGAUCAAUAUCAUCGGGAUGCAGCACGCCGUGACCAUCCAGAACAGCGCAGAGGAGGACACUGGUUCUUACUCGUGUGAAGUCGCCGGUCAGGAGGACGUCAAGACCACGACAAACGUCAAAGUGAUCGAAAUCAUCAAAGAUUGGAUCGUGAAGCCGCUGAGAGACCAGCACGUCAAACCGAAGGCGGCUGCCACGUUUAAAUGUGAGCUGUUCAAGGACACUCCCAACUGGAAGUGGCUCAAAGGAGAGAACGAGAUCAGCCCCUCGGACAAGGUCGAGAUCAAGAAGGACGGAAAAGAGCUGAUGCUCACCAUCAAGAACUGUCAGCCUGAUGACGUGGCAGAAUACGCCAUGGAGGUUGAGGGACGCGUCUACACGGCCAAGCUCACAUUAGGAGAGCGGGAGGCUGAGAUCCUGAAGCCGUUGGCGAGUGUGGAGGUGACGGAGAAGGACGAUGCCAUGUUUGAGACGGAGAUCUCUGAGGAUGACGUUCCAGGGGAGUGGAAACUGAAAGGAGAAGUUCUGACCAGAUCCCCGACGUGCGAAAUCCACAUGGAAGGGAAAGUUCGUAGACUUACGCUGAAGAACUGUCAGCUGGAUCACGCUGGAGAAGUUUCAUACCAGGCGCUGAACGCCAUUACCAGCGCAAUGCUCAACGUCAAAGAGCGCGACAUCAAGGUGGUCCGCCCGCUGUACAGUGUCGAGGUUACAGAGACAGAGACGGCCAAGUUUGAGACAGAGAUUUCUGAGGAGGACCUUCACGCCACCUGGAAACUGAAAGAAGAGACACUCCACCCAUCCGCCGACGUGGACAUCAAGGAGGAGGGAACUCGACACAUCUUGAUCCUCUUCAACUGCAGGAAGGACAUGGCGGGAAGCGUCGACUUCGCAGCAGCAAACGCCAAAUCCUCAGCUCAGCUCAGGGUCAAAGCCCGAGUGAUCAGCCUGGCGAAGCCUCUGAAUGAUGUCACCGUGACUGCAGGAGAGACCGCCACCUUCGAGUGCGAGCUGUCCUACGAAGGCAUCGCUGUCGAGUGGCUGCUGGGGGGUACGAAGCUGGAACCGAGCGACAGAGUGGUGCUGAAGGCCGAAGGUAAAGUCCACAGUCUGACUCUGCGAGACGUUCAGCUGAAUGAAGCCGGACAAGUCAAACUCACAGCCAAAGAGUUCCAGGCGGAGGCGUCGCUCACUGUCAGAGAACCGGGGGUGGAGUUUACGAAGCCUCUUGAGGACCAGACAGUGGAGGAGGAAGCCACCGCUAUGCUAGAAUGUGAAGUGUCCAGAGAGAACGCAGAGGUCCGAUGGUUCCGAGACGGACAAGACAUCAGGAAGACCAAGAAGUAUGAGAUGAUCGUCGAUGGCCUCAAGAGGGCGCUGCUCAUCCACGACUGCACUCUGGACGACUCCAGGACGUACACCUGUGACGCUAAAGACUUCAAAACCUCCUGUUUCCUCAACGUUGAACCUCCUCAUGUCGAGUUCUCAAAGCCGCUCCAUGACGUCGAGGUCAAAGAGAAGGAAUCUGCCCGGUUUGAGUGUGAAUUGUCCAGAGAGGACGUCAAAGUCCGCUGGUUUAAGGAUGGAAGUGAAAUCAGAAAGGGGAAGAAGUAUGAAAUUAUCGCUCAAGGUUGCCAACACAUCCUCAUCGUCCACAAGUCUGUGUUUGAUGAUGAAGCUGAAUAUGAAUGUGACGCCAAGACGUCCAAAUCCUCCGGCAUGCUCACUGUCGUCGAGGAGGAGGCGAGAUUCACCAAGAAUCUGUCUAACGUGGAGGGGACAGAGACGGACAGCGUGAAGCUGAUCUGCGAGGUCUCCAAACCCAGCGCUGAUGUCACCUGGUACAAAGGAGACGAGGAGCUGCCAGAGGGCGGCCGCCACGAGAACAUCGUGGACGGUAAGAGGAGGAUCCUCCUCAUCCAGGACCUGAAGAUGGCUGAUGGUGGCGAGUAUAACUGCAGACUGAGUCCCAGCAUCAAGACCUCCGCAAACCUCAAGAUUAAUGAACUGGCGGCUGAGUUCAUCUCCAGGCCUCAAGGCCAGGAGGUGGUGGAGGGAGAGAAGGCGGAGUUCACCUGCUCCGUCUCCAAGGAAACCUACGAAGUCAAAUGGCUGAAAGACGACAAGGAGCUGGAGGCAGGAGACAAAUACCAGAUGGUCAGCGACGGCAAGCGGCGAACACUGGUCAUCAAGAACAGCGAGCUGAAAGAUGAGGGUGGAUACGUGGUGAUGAUCGGAACGACCAGAGCCAGCGCAGACCUCACGGUGCUCGAGAAACUGAAGAUCAUCACGCCGCUGAAGGACACGGAGGCUAAAGAAGGUCAGGAGGUCGUCCUGAACUGUGAAGUGAACACGGAGGGAGCAAAGGCCAAGUGGCUGAAGAACGAGGAGACAUUGUUUGAGAGCAGCAAGUACCUGAUGGUCCAAAGAGACAAUGUCUUCUCUCUGAGGAUCAGAGAUGCUCAGAAGGGAGAUGAAGCCAACUACAGCAUCAACCUGACCAACCAGAGAGGAGAACAGGCCAAGAGCUCAGGCAACCUCACCGUCAAAGAGGAGAGUCUGAGGAUCGUGGUUCCUCUGGAGGACAUCGACACUCAGGAGAAGAAGACCGUUAGCUUCUCCUGUAAGGUCAACAGGCCCAACGCCACGCUGAAGUGGAUGAAGGCCGGGGAGGAGAUCGCCUUCAACAAACGAGUCGUUUACAGAGUCGACAAAGACAAGCACACGCUCACCAUCAAAGACUGCACGCUGGCUGACGAGGGCGAGUACACCGCCGUGGCUGGAGACAACAAGUCCACAGCGGAGCUGAUCAUCAGCGAGGCGCCGACAGAUUUCAGCAUGCAGCUGAAGGACCAGACAAUCACCGAGUUUGAGGACGCAGAGUUCUCCUGUAAACUGACCAAAGAGAAAGCAGAAGUCAAAUGGUACAGGAAUGGACGUGAGAUCAGAGAAGGACCCAGAUACACGUUUGAAAAAGACGGAAAGAUUUGCACGUUACGUAUCAAAGAGUGCAGACCUGAUGAUGAGUGUGAGUACGCCUGUGGUGUGGAUGAGAAGAGGUCCAGAGCCAGACUCUUUGUUGAAGAGACGCCGGUGGAGAUCGUCAGACCGCCACAGGACGUGUUCGAACCCCCGGGCUCGGACAUCGUGUUCGAGGUGGAGCUGAACAAGGACAGAGUGGAGGUGAAGUGGUUGAGGAACAACAUGACGGUCGUCCAGGGAGACAAGUACCAGAUGAUGAGCGAGGGUAAAGUCCACAGACUGCAGGUGUGUGAGAUCAGACCUCGAGACCAGGGCGAGUACAGAAUCAUUGCCAAGGACAAAGACGCAAAGGCCAAGCUGGAGCUGGCAGCUGUGCCUCAGAUAAAGACCACAGACCAGAGCUAUGUCACAGACGCUGGGAAGCCCAUCGUCAUGGCCGUCCCUUACAGCGCCUACCCGCAGGCCGAGGCCGACUGGCUCUACGACAACCUGAGUCUGCCCAAAGACGACAUCUACACCUCCACCGACCGCACAGAGUAUCGACUGAAGGACCCCAAGAAGUCGGACCAGGGCCGCUACAAGAUCACGAUCAAGAACAAACAUGGAGAGGGAGAAGCCUUCAUCAACCUCGACGUCAUUGACGUCCCCGGACCUGUGAAGAACCUGCAGGUGAUCGAUACCGCAGAUGGUGAGGUAAGCCUGGCAUGGGAGGAGCCUGAGAGCGACGGCGGCAGCAAGGUCAUUGGCUACGUGGUGGAGAGACGCGACGUGAAGCGAAAGACCUGGACGCUGGCAACAGAGCAGGCCGAUAGUCCUGAGUACACGGUGACCGGCCUCCACAGAGACUCCAUGUACCUGUUCAGAGUCUGCGCCCGAAACCGGGUUGGCAGCGGACCCAUCACAGAGACCGACAAACCCGUACAGGCCAAGAACAAGUUCGAUGUUCCCGAAGCCCCUUUGAAUGUGAUCGUGGGAAAUGUCUCAAAGUUCGGCUGCACCGUCUCCUGGGAGACUCCCGAGUCGGACGGAGGCUCUCCCAUCACCUCUUAUGUCAUCGAGCUACGUGACCGCACGUCAGUGAAGUGGUCGCCCGUCCAAGUGACCAAAGCUGACGAGCUCAGCGCAAUCAUAAACGAUGUCAUCGAGAACAAAGAGUACAUCUUCAGAGUCAAAGCCGAGAACAAAGCCGGCGUCGGCAAACCCAGCGCCGCCUCACAGCCCGUCAAGAUCAUGGAUCCCAUUGAGCGUCCCAGUCCCCCUCUGAACCUGUGCUGGCAAGACCAGAACAAGAGCUCGGUGCAGCUCACCUGGGAGACUCCUCUGAGGAACGGAGGUAGCAUGAUCACCGGUUACAUAAUUGAACGCUGUGAGGACGGCACCGACAAGUGGCUGCGCUGCAACGCCCGCCUCUGCCCCGACCUCUUCUACAAGGUGUCUGGUUUGAAAUAUGGAACCAAGUACAACUACAGAGUGUUUGCUGAAAACGCAGCCGGCGUCUCUGACCCAUCAAACGUCAAUGGACCUCUGUUAGCUGACGACCCACAUGUCGGUCCGACCUUUGACCUUAGUGCUUUCAAAAAUGGCCUGGAGGUCAUCGUCCCUCAGCCUCUCACCAUCAGAGUCCCCAUCUCCGGAUACCCUACCCCCGUCGCCAAGUGGACCUUCGGAGAGAAGGAGCUGACCACUGCCGAUGAGCGAAUCAGCCUGAUGACCAAGUCCACCUUCACGGAACUGAUAGUCACACCCAGCGUCCGCCCGGACAAAGGCAUCUACGUCCUGCAGCUUGAGAACGACGUCACAUCUGUCUCUGGAGAGAUCGAAGUCAACGUCAUCGCUGCACCUAGUGCUCCGAAGGACUUCAAGGUUCUGGAGGUGACACGGCAGCACGUCCACCUGAGCUGGGAGGCGCCCGAACAUGAUGGAGGAAGUCCUCUGACAGGCUACCAGGUGGAGAAACGAGACGUGUCCCGCAAGACCUGGGUCAAGGUGGCCACAGGAGUCCAGGAUCAGGAGUUUACUGUCACUGACGUGGUUGAAGGGAAGGAGUAUCUGUUCAGAGUCACCGCCUGCAACAAGUGUGGACCAGGAGAGCCGGCGUACAUCGACGAACCCGUCAGCGUCUCCUCUCCUGCCACUGUGCCCGAUCCUCCAGAGAACCUGAAGUGGAGGGACAAGUCUGCCAGUGGCAUCUUCCUGACCUGGGAGCCACCAAAGUAUGAUGGCGGCAGCGGCAUCCGAGGCUACAACGUUGAUCGCUGCCAGAGAGGAACAGAUAAGUGGGAGCCCUGCGGGGACCUGGUGCCUGAGCUGAAAUGCCAGGUGACCGGUCUGAUCGAGGGCCAGUGGUAUUCUUACAGAGUCCGAGCCUUGAACGGACUCGGAGCCGGCCGACCCUGCAAGGCCACAGACGAGAUACAGGCCGUUGAUCCAAAAGAACCUCCAGAGAUCCAGCUGGACGCCAAGCUCCUGGCCGGUCUGACAGCCAAAGCUGGCAGCAAGAUCGAACUCCCCGCUGAAGUAACAGGUAAGCCCGAGCCCCGGGUGAAGUGGACCAAGGCCGACCUGGUCCUCAAAGCAGAUGACAGAGUUUCCAUUGAUACCAAGCCGGGACACUCAACUGUCACUAUCGCCAAGACCAAGAGAGACGAUAGCUCAACCUACAUUAUUGAAGCCACCAACAGCAGUGGCCGUGCCACAGCCACCGUCGACGUCAACAUCCUCGAUAAGCCUGGUCCUCCAGCUGCCUUCGACAUCUCUGAGAUCACCAACGAAUCCUGCUUCCUGGCCUGGAACCCUCCACGUGAUGACGGCGGCUCCAGAGUCACCAACUACAUUGUAGAGCGCCGAGCUGCCGACAGCGAGAUCUGGCACCGUCUUUCCUCCACCAUCAAACAGACCACAUACAAAGCCGUGGGUCUGGUCAAGUUCAAGGAGUAUAUCUUCAGAGUCUUCGCUGAGAACCAGUUUGGUGUUGGUCCAGCGGCUGAACAUCCGUCCAUCAUCGCCAGAUAUCCCUUCGACACUCCCGGAGCUCCUUACAAACUGGAGCCUUCGGACAUUGCCAAGGACUCUCUGACUCUGACCUGGUACGAGCCUGAUGAGGACGGAGGAAGCCCCAUCACAGGAUACUGGGUGGAGAGACACGAACCUGACCACGACAAGUGGAUCAGAUGCAACAAGCUGCCGAUCAAAGACACCAACUACAGGGUCAAAGGUCUUCCCACCAGGAAGAAAUACAAGUUUAGAGUCCUGGCUGAGAAUCUGGCUGGAACUGGAAAACCCAGCAAAGAGACCGACCUGAUACUCGUCAAAGAUCCUAUCG